Conger conger (European conger) is the source of this 2057-nucleotide messenger RNA. It is a transcript of the gene cyb561d2, whose product is annotated as transmembrane reductase CYB561D2. Gene Ontology annotation, molecular function: transmembrane monodehydroascorbate reductase activity. The transcript has 4 exons. The record is from RefSeq and is a predicted model, not a curated record. NCBI's taxonomy places the organism in Eukaryota, Metazoa, Chordata, Actinopteri, Anguilliformes, Congridae. The coding region runs from base 526 to 1194 and encodes 222 amino acids. Gene Ontology annotation, cellular component: endoplasmic reticulum.
UAUCCAGACUACGACCGGACUUUUAAGACUUAAAAUACAACGGAAAUUCUGGGGCAUUUUCCCUCGAAAUCGUGUUAACUAGUACUAACUAGAAUACAAGUUUGUUGAAACGUUAAGAAGCCAGUUAUUAGUUUGAACUUUUAAAGUAAGUGGUUUCCCAAAACAACCCCCAAGCCACAAAACAAGCGAUAUUUAACAUUUGCUCUUAUUUCGGCUGUGCUAUAGGAAGACUGCCUUCUUUUGUAGACAGAAUACGUCAGUGGCUUUAGAUUUCGACGUCAGCCUGGCAGCCUUAGUAGCCGAUAAAACUUGGUUGUCGCGCACCGAGCGAUAUAUUUCGCCGGUGAAACCAACGUCAUCAGUCUGGCGUGGCCGUGCAAGAGGGUUUCGAAAUCUUUAAGCCACAGGCGCCACCGUGCGGAAAGAGGAAUCGUCGAUCGGGUUCACGCCGGGUAACGCAGAUCUUUAGGUUUCGCGUAGCAGACGAGGUGCGCGGGGGAAGGGAAAGUCCAGCAGCGAGACCAGAUGGCUCAGGUUCUGGAAACGGAACCCGGGAUCUAUCACUGUCUGCGAGUGACGUGUGGAGUGGCUGUCCACAUCACGUGCGUGUCUUUUACGGUGUUCGUCGCGGCGUUGGCCAGACCCGGCAGCAGUUUGUUUUCUUGGCACCCGUUCCUGAUGACCCUGGCGUUUUCCUUCCUCAUGACCGAGGCGGUCCUGCUCUUCUCCCCGCACUCCUCUCCCCUGCAGAAGGCGCCGCACAAGAGCAAGGCGCGCUGCCACUGGGUCCUGCAGUGCGCGUGCGCGGCCUGCGCGGGCCUGGGCCUGGCCGCCAUCGUCUGCAACAAGCACCUGAACGGCAAGCCGCAUUUCACCUCCUGGCACGGGGUGGCGGGCCUGCUCACGGCCUGCGGCCUGGGGGCGCAGUGCCUGGGGGGCCUGCCGCUGCUGUACCCCCGGCUGCUGAAGGGCCGGUCGCUGGCGCGGCUGAAGCGCUACCACGCCGCGUCGGGCCUGCUGGCCUACCUGCUGGGCACGGCCAGCCUGCUGCUGGGCAUGAGCUCCCUGUGGUUCGCCGCGGCGGUGCCGGGGCCCGCCUGGUACCUGGCGGCGGCCUGCCCCGUGCUCGGCGCCCUGCUCGUCAUGAGCCAGGUCACCGGCGCGUACGUGGCCAGGAAAGCCCUGCGCCCCUAACCCGCGCGGGGCGCGACGUGCGACUCCGCUUCGGUGCGCGGUUACGGCCAUCCGGUUGUCACGGUUACGGGCAUCCGGUUGUCACGGUUGCGGCAUCCGGUUAUCGUGGGAACUGUGUUGGGAACUGUGGGGGAACCGUGUUGCGGCGUUGUGGGUCCUGAUGUCCGUCACGAAAAAAACGAGUGCGAGGUGUGUGAUGUAAAUGCUUGCAACUAAAACGAAAGGCCUUUAUCUUUCAGCAGACAAAGUAAAUGAUUAGAGAAUUGGCAUAACUAUAUUUGGGGUAUUCAUGGGCUUAAGGAUUGCAUUAUGAGAUGCAAGAGAGAUUAGUUGUGUGACAUAAAAGAACCAAAACAUCUUUCCUGAGUGGUGUGUGUGAGUGAGCGAAAGAGACAUCUAGUUUUCACAUUAGUUGCGAAUGCAGUGACAUACACUAAAUCCACUGGUGAAUUUGAACCACUAAUAACCAACAUUGGAAAAAUGUUGGUUAUUAGAAGGAAAUUGCCCAAAGUGGGAAGUGGCUAAUUUAAUUAAUUAAAUAUUUAUUCAUCAUUUAUGUUGUGGAAAUAUAGCAGGGAUCAUCACAUCACAGUCUGAGAACUGCUGGUUGUCCACCCUCCCUUUACCUGGGAUUCAGGUGUGAAGACCGUCUGGCCAAUCAGUAGCACUGAUUGUUCCACUAAUUACGUGGGAGAAGGGGAAACCAGGGCCGGAUUUCAGGGCCGGAUUUCAGGUCCAGAUUUGAUGAUUGCUGAAAUAUAGUGUGUUAUAUUGACAAGAAACUGUUGAAAAUGAACAAACAUUAGAUUUUGUAUAACUGGGUACUAAUGAAAUAUAUUUUUUCUACCAUUUUAUUAAAGACA